This is a messenger RNA of Musa acuminata AAA Group (dessert banana), 980 nucleotides long. RefSeq lists its product as uncharacterized. NCBI's taxonomy places the organism in Eukaryota, Viridiplantae, Streptophyta, Magnoliopsida, Zingiberales, Musaceae. The record is from RefSeq and is a predicted model, not a curated record. The transcript is spliced from 7 exons. Bases 58 to 444 code for a protein of 128 amino acids.
UCCGACGCGCGACGACGGGCCGCCGGGAGGUCGCCGAGACCCGGCCCCCGGUCGGGCAUGAGCAGCGCUUCGUUCGUCGUCCUUUCGGGCUUCGGGCUCGCGGCUUCCGACUUCACGACGGGAAUGCACAUGUCCUCGAGACCCUGGAUCGCGUCGGCCUCGAGCCAGAGCAUCUCUCUCCGGCGCGAUCGGCUCCGUCCGCGCCGUCUCUCAGGUCUCCGUGACCCUCCACAACAGGGGCACCGACAAGAGCUGGUAGACUCGGCCAUCUUGAAUUCAAAGGGAUGGCAGCAGUAUCUGCUUCAACCCUCCAGAAAGAUGAACUUCAUAAUAUUUUCUGUCGUGCUCGAGAAAUAUGUGGUGAGCGGGCAAUGGAAAUAUGAGAGCAUGGAAAGGACUCGGAGAAGGGGGAAGGCCCCAUACGGGCUGCAGAGGGUAACUUGACUCAGUCGUUGGUUCCUACGCAUCUGAUCGAAAGAUAGAUUGUUUGCAUCAAAUUGGCCGAAUGAUGGGAGGUGCUGACCAUUCUGGUCAUCAGCAUUGAAAUUGGUCGAAACUUGGGAAGGAAGCAAGGGACUUGAUGGAUGUAAUCAUUUGAUUCUAGUCAUCCCUCUACUGUUUCUAAGGUCAAGAAAACUCGUUUGACAAUGAACCAGCUUGGGUAUCCUGCUUUCUGUCACCUCUCUUUGUAGCUGCAUUCUGUGGUAUCACUUGGCUUGGCUUGGCUUGGCUUGGUUGAAACAAAAAAUGGCUGGACAUAAUAAUGAUUGAUGAGGUUUCUCGUGUAAACAUGAAGCACCUGUUUGAAAUCAACAGUCUCAAUUCCCUCGAGUACUCUUGUCGUACAGAGCUGACCAGCUCACUACGUGGAGACUCCGUUCGUCCCUCCUUGGCGUUGGGGUCGCGCUCGGCAGCUGGUCUUCCUCAAGCAGGCCGGGCAGAUGGUCAGCGUGGUCGCCAUCGGCUCCGGCGAUCCGAGC